UUUAAGAUUGCGUGAAAACAAUGGGUGAGCAAAGUGAGGUCAAGUUCGGGAAUAUAAAAGAAAACAGCAUGGACGACGAAGAGACACGACAAUCACUUUUGGAUGUAAUAAAAAUCAACACCGGAAAGACCGUGCAGUUCCGGAUGGUGUUGCUGGCGAGGGUGAACGACGACCAGCAGAACAACCAGAGUGCCAUCUCCACCUUCUUCGAGUCUCUACUGCAGGAUGCCCAGAUGCACCUCGGUGCUCUCACUGGCUUGCUUUUACUCUACCCAGUCCAAUGCGUUGCUGUUGUUGAAGGUGCUUAUGAGUCUAUUCAAUACAUUAUAAACUUCUUCUCAAAUCCAACAAAAUACGAAGACUACAUGAGCAAAGUGAAAUUGUUGGUGGUCUCAUCUAAUGUGCAGAGGCACUACAAGAUGCUGCACAAGAAGAAUUUGAACUUGGUCGCUCCCAGAGUGGAGGGUGAUUACAGUUCACCUGAGCCCAUCGAAAUUCUAGUUGGAGAGGUUCUAUCUCAGCUGGGAGUGAUCGGCAGACAUCUGUCCGGACUGUCUCAGAUAGCAGCUUCGAAAGAACUGGAGUCAAUUCAAGAGAAGAAACCAGAAGCCAUAGUCUCACAGGACCUCCUGGGUUUCCUGCUCAAUUCAAAAGAGAUAGCAUCGCCUGAGGAGUACACUUCGUUUUACAAGAAAGCAAGAAGGGUUAUUUUGGACGAGAAUUCAGUCUGGCCUAUAAGAGCAAGAUUGCUGGACCAAAUUGAACAAUAAGAUAAGAUAAUAUGUCACGUGAAAGAGUGUCCGUCAAAUUAUCACGACAAGUCAACUAAUUCAACUCUAAUUUUUUCUUAGGCUUUUCAAAAAGCUACGAAAGAAAAAGUGUAAAUAUAUAUGUAAAUCGUUAAUUGUACAAAGUAAAUUUUAUGUUGAAAAUUAGAAAUGAAGUCUUCAAGAUUUA
Molecule: messenger RNA, 957 nt
Organism: Symsagittifera roscoffensis
Lineage: Eukaryota; Metazoa; Xenacoelomorpha; Acoela; Convolutidae
Exons: 4
Coding region: 21-770 (249 amino acids)
Source: RefSeq, a predicted model, not a curated record